GAGAGUCUGUGUGUCUGUGUGUGUGUGUGUGUGUGUGUGUGUGUGUGUGUGUGUAUAUAUAUGGACGUGUUUUCUUUGCAUGAGUGCAUUUCCUUUCUUUGUCUGCACCGACGUGUCCUGAUCCAUUUCCUCCUCACCUAAAGUUGCAAGAAUGUUCCCCUGCCAGGCAGCGCCGGGCCAGUUUGGACCAGAGACACGGGAGCCGGGGCUGAAGGUGUGGCGGGUGGAGAAGAUGAAGGCGGUGCUGCUGGAGCCGGCUGAGGUGGGGGCUUUCUUCAACGGAGACUCCUACCUGGUGCUGGAGCACAGGGGGGACCAGGGGGCAGACCUGCACAUGUGGAUAGGUGAGAAAUCAUCUCGUGACGAGCAGGUGGCGUGUGCCAUGCUGGCUACCCAGCUGGACAACUUCCUGGGUGGUGACCCCAUCCAGCAUCGCCAGAUCCAGGGCUACGAGGCCCCAGAGUUCAUGAACCUCUUCCCCAGGGGGGUCAGCUACAAGGACGGUGGUGUGGAGUCGGGUUUCAGGCGACCCCAGGGUGGGUCAGGGCCGGUUCACAGGCUGUACCAGAUCAAAGGGAAGCGCAACAUCCGUGCCAAGGAGGUGGAGCUGAGCUGGGAGAGCUUCAACAAGGGAGACUGCUUCAUCCUGGACCUGGGAGAGACCAUAUUUUCGUGGAUAGGCUCGCAGGCCAACAUGUUUGAGAAGCAGAAGUCGCGUGAGAUUGCUAGCCUGAUCCGCGACACUGAGAGACAUGGUAAAGCACGCAUCACUGACAUCAGUGAGGGAGAGGAGCCGCCGGAGAUGCUCAAGGUGCUGGGACCAAUGCUAGAGCUGGCAGAGAGCACUCCAGAAGAGGACAGUCAAGCAGACGUCUCCAACUCCGCCUCCCUCUACAAGGUGUCCGAUGCGACAGGUAAGAUGAAGCUGACCAAUGUCUCUGAAAAAAGCCCAUUUGCCAAGGACCUUCUGGUGCGUGACGACUGCUUUAUUCUAGACAACGGGGCCAAUGGAAAGAUCUUCGUCUGGAAAGGUAUGGGAGCCAAUGCAGAGGAGAAAAGGGAGGCCUUGAAAAUGGCAGAUGACUUCAUCCAACAGAUGAACUACCCCAGGAUGAAAACACAGGUGGAGAUUCUACCACAGGGGAGGGAGACGAUCAUCUUCAAGCAGUUCUUCAAGAACUGGAACUAAACUACAAGGGUUUAACUGUUAACUGUUGCACUCCUAAAAUAUAAUGAAAUAACAACCUGGAAUAUAAAAGGUCUCAAUCAAUGUUUAAAAGUCUUCUCAUAAGGAGUGAAAACAUCUCAAAUUCAAGAACAUAUUGUUGUUUUUUUAUAUGUGUUUACUUAUAUGUAUAUAUUUGUAAGGUACUGUACUCACAGACAACUGUUUAGUCAUGCAUAGGUCAAAUGAACUCAAAAUAAUGAGAGCCUUUAUAAUGAUGUCACAGCAAAUGGAUCCCUAAGUCACUACUACUGGUUCUGACUGGGAAGGAAAACAUGUGCUCACUGGUUUUAUUGGGCUCUGUUAGUGGUCUUAUUUAAAGCCAAGAUGAUAUUCCACAAAGCCUAUAAAGUUAAUUUGUUUGCUUUUGUCUUUUUUUGUUUUUUUUUGUGUUGUUUUUUACAUUUGUUUAUGAAUUACAGGGACAUAUUCAAAUAAGACCUUUAGUAGGCUACAGUUUAUGAAAAUAAAUGGAAACUGAAAGAACCCGUACAGCAGGUGGCUUCGUCAGCUCUCACUAUGACAUUGUCUGCGUUCCAAAAUGGCACCCUAUUCCCUAUAUAGUGCACUACUUUUGACCAGGGUCCAUAAGGUCAAAAGUAGUGCACUAUGUAGGGAAUAGGGUGCCUUUUGGGACACAUCCAUUAAGUGACUAUGUUUUUAUUACCGGAACCUAUUCUCCCCUGUUUGUUUUCCUCACUGGAAUAAUCAAUCCAUUUUGACCUUUCACCUGCAUGGUGAGAAGUUCCUUGGUUGUUUCACUUUUUCCAUCACUGGAUAAACACUUAACGGGUUAACCCCACCUACACCUGAGGGAAUGAACCUUCCAUAAACGUUAACCUCCAGGGGCUACUGUUGGGGUCGUCAGAGAUAGCCUAUGUUUAUGUUCUUAAAGUGUAUAUCUAGCUAAUGUCUAUCGUCUUUGACUGGGGACUGAUUGUCUGUCCUGAAGUGGAGGUGACCGUUGGUUUCUGUUGCAACCUGGAGAUUAUUAGGCUAAUAUUGGCCUUCAUUCCUUUGACGUGUGCGAUUAACACUCAAAACUGUAAAAGGACCCCCUUCCAAUACAUGCACCCACACACUAUUACGGUUCUUUUAAGGCCCACACAGACUGUACGAUUUUGCCAUCCCCAAACAACAUUUCCACAUCUUGGGCAAAUUCUUAGGUUGUAAACGAUUGUCGGACAUCUUGACUCAUUCAGUGUGACAGGGUCUAGGUCUGACGAUUAAAUACCACUACUUGUGGUUUUGGGCGCCGACAAAAUUCUGUCAGUGUCUGAAAUGUUGAGCCUUUAUCAUGUGGUGUGACUGGUGUUAGGAGCCUUUCCCGGUGACUAACAAACAGGAACACCUCCGGCACUGAGUAUGCACACAAUAAUACAAUUGUUGUGAAUAGUCCGAUUAUUAAAAUAGUUUGAUCUAAACAUUGA
This is a messenger RNA of Oncorhynchus mykiss (rainbow trout), 2655 nucleotides long. RefSeq names its product capping actin protein, gelsolin like b (gene capgb). Lineage: Eukaryota; Metazoa; Chordata; Actinopteri; Salmoniformes; Salmonidae. Gene Ontology annotation, biological process: barbed-end actin filament capping; cell projection assembly; actin filament severing. Gene Ontology annotation, cellular component: actin cytoskeleton; cytoplasm. Gene Ontology annotation, molecular function: actin filament binding; phosphatidylinositol-4,5-bisphosphate binding. The record is from RefSeq and is a predicted model, not a curated record.